Messenger RNA from Lolium rigidum, 636 nucleotides. Its product is annotated as heavy metal-associated isoprenylated plant protein 41-like. Gene Ontology annotation, cellular component: cytoplasm. Gene Ontology annotation, biological process: rRNA base methylation. Gene Ontology annotation, molecular function: rRNA (uridine-N3-)-methyltransferase activity. Bases 1 to 636 code for a protein of 211 amino acids. NCBI's taxonomy places the organism in Eukaryota, Viridiplantae, Streptophyta, Magnoliopsida, Poales, Poaceae. The transcript is spliced from 3 exons. The record is from RefSeq and is a predicted model, not a curated record.
AUGCAGGCGCUCGGCGUGUCCGCGGGAACGAAGUGGCUAAAGCAUUACUCCUCGGACCAGAGCAUACUCACCGUGGGAGACGGGGACUUCUCCUUCUCUCUGUCGCUCGCCACCGCGUUCGGCUCCGGCAAGAACAUCGUCGCCACCUCCCUCGACACCUACGAGGAACUGAACAGCAACUAUAGCGACGCGGCGUCGAAUGUGAGGGAGCUUGAGAGGUUGGGUGCCACGGUUCUGCAUGGCGUCGACGCGAAAGAGAUGAAUGUCCAUGCCGAUCUGUGGCCGAGACUUUUUGAUCGGAUCGUCUUCAAUUUUCCUCACGCCGGGUUCAAUGGACGCGAGGACAAGGUGGACGUGAUCAAGUCGCACCAGGAGCUAGUGAGGGGAUUCUUCGCCGCGGCGCGGAACAUGCUCUUCCGUCGCGGUGAAAUCCAUGUCACCCACAAGACCAAGCAUCCCUACUCUAAUUGGGGUAUCAAGCAGCUAGCAUCUGAGUCCUCGCUCACUCUCCUAGAGGAAGCUGCGUUUCAAAUACAAGACUACCCAGGUUAUAACCAGAAGAGAGGGUCUAGCUGGAGGUGCGACCAAGACUUCGCUAUUGGUGAUUGCAGCACCUUCAUCUUCCUCAAGGGAUAG